CUAGACUGUCAUUGGUUGUUUGAUUAUUCUGCUUCGCUCUGUUUAUUGAUUAGUCUUAUAUAAUUGGCUUCUGGUGGACCUUUUUAUCUUUCUCAUGACAAUCCGACAACACAUAUAUACUACUCGGACGCGUCUCUAGUUCCAGCGACAUCACAUUUGGCGGGGAUCGAAUAUUGGUGACGCGUCAUGAAACUCGGCGAGAGAAUACUCGGACUAAUCUGCGAGGUGGUGACCAUAGCCUCUAGCACACAAUCGUGCAAUCUCUUAUCUGGCCGUUCUCAUUGCAGGGGGAAGGGUGGGAACAUCGGGGUUAGAUUGAGGCCCAACUCAAAAAUUUCAGGCCCUAUUACCGCGGCGGCCUUGCAGGGAGGCUAUAUCAAGACUGCACGAAGAAUACGGAGGCAAAGAGGCCCUCUUCCUUCGCUCCACCAACCGAAAUUUGCUCUCACACCAUACUUACUUUCAAAUUCCACAGCAAACAGACCGAAUGCGCGCGCGGGUAGUAUUCUUUCUCCGUGGUACCAUGCACCUUGGUGGCGUCAAUGAGCGGUAAUGUAAAUCGGUGUGUGGCGGCCGCUCGAAAGCGCGUCUUGACUCGGCUCCUUCUGCUGCAACCGUGUUGAAGAGGGGGCUUCUGAGACUCGCCGCGGUAUUUCCUACACAUGCAGCCACUGUCUUCAUAUCCAUUUUGAAGGGCC
Messenger RNA from Guyanagaster necrorhizus, 698 nucleotides. RefSeq lists its product as uncharacterized. The transcript has a single exon. NCBI's taxonomy places the organism in Eukaryota, Fungi, Basidiomycota, Agaricomycetes, Agaricales, Physalacriaceae. The record is from RefSeq and is a predicted model, not a curated record. Bases 187 to 546 code for a protein of 119 amino acids.